AUGGCCGCGUGGGGCGGCGCGUUCCGCGCAACGCGCGCGGCGUGGAAGAAGCGGAAGGGGCCGAUGCUGAUGCCGGGGCUGCUGGAGGCGCAGCAGCUGGCUGUGGCUCGGCAGCCCGAACGUGUGCUUCGGAACCGAGGCUUGGUGGAGAUCGGGCAGGUCUGCCUGCCGAACGCGCUGCAGCAGUCGAUUAAAGCCAUCGUCGCGGAAGGCGCAACCAGUUCCGCGCACGUGCACCGCGACGUGCGCCGGCUGAUGUCUGCGUACGACGCGUUCUUCAGCGGGUGGCCGCAGCCGUCCGCGGAGCGCCUGGCGGACGACACGCGGGAGCCGCCGCUGAUGCGCGAAAUGGACGUGGGGCGCAUUCCGGACGCGCGGAUGGUGCGACUGCUGCGCGGAUGGGAGAAGAACUCGUGGGGGAAGGGCACGGAGGAGGGCGGGGAAGGGGGCGCGGGGGAAGCGGCGGAGAGGGGGAAAGGGGGGGCGCGGGAGCGGGGGGAGGGGGGGAGGCGCGCAGUGGAGUAUGGGGAGACGGAGGCCCUGGCAUACGCGGCUGCGCGCAUGCCCUCCACCUAUGCCGCCGUGUUCCGCGCUCUCACUGAGGUGAAGCGACGACUGCCCUCACUCUCGCCCUCCUCCCUGCUGGACUUCGGAUCCGGGCCUGGCACCGUGAUGUGGGUGGCGAGCGAGGUGUGGGGCAGCACGGUGCAGCGGGCAGCAGCAGUGGAGCCCGCUGAUGCCAUGUGGGCCAUGGGGGAGCGCAUCAGAGCUGUGGCAGCAGCGGGUCCCAGGCCCCCACGUGCGCUGCGCGAUGCUGUUCGGUACACCAGUCUGCAGCACCUGUCAAGGGAGGCACGCGGGGCCGACAGGGUGUUUGACGUUGUGGUGGCGGUGAGAGGGGGGGGGAAGAGGGCAGGGGUGGGGGCGUAUGCGCUGGGCGAGGUGGACUCAGUGGAUGAGAGGCGCGCCAUUGUGGACCGCCUCUGGAGCCAUGCACGCCAUGUCAUGGUGCUGGUGGAGACAGGCAACCCACGCGGUUAUGAGGCCAUAGCCAAGGCCAGGGCGCACAUACUGCACACACAGAGAGCGGUGAGCACAUGA
This is a messenger RNA of Closterium sp. NIES-65, 1101 nucleotides long. NCBI's taxonomy places the organism in Eukaryota, Viridiplantae, Streptophyta, Zygnematophyceae, Desmidiales, Closteriaceae. The record is from the annotation of a GenBank genome assembly.